AUGGAUGUGGAGUUGGUGAAAGGGCUUUUGGAAACCAUCCGAAAUGCAAUGGUUUCAAAUAAGCACCACGACGACGAAGCGGUACCAAUUAUUGAUCCGGACAAAAGCAACUACGAAGCAGCUGCCUGGUGCGAAAGCUUCGAUAAGUUAGAAGAGUUUAAAUGGAGCAGCUUUGAGAAGGUUGCAAAAGCCGCAUAUUUCAAUAUGGAUGUGGAGUUGGUGAAAGGGCUUUUGGAAACCGUCCGAAAUGCAAUGGUUUCAUAUAAGCAGCACGACGACGUAGCGGUGCCAAUUAUUGAUCCGGACAAAAGCAACUACGAAGCAGCUGCCUGGUGCGAAAGCUUCGAUAAGUUAGGAGAAGAGUUUAAAUGGAGCAGCUUUGAGAAGGUUGCAAAAGCCGCAUAUUUCAAUAUGGAUGUGGAGUUGGUGAAAGGGCUUUUGGAAACCAUCCGAAAUGCAAUGGUUUCAAAUAAGCAGCACGACGACGAAACGGUACCAAUUAUUGAUCCGGACAAAAGCAACUACGAAGCAGCUGCCUGGUGCGAAAGCUUCGAUAAGUUAGGAGAAGAGUUUAAAUGGAGCAGCUUUGAGAAGGUUGCAAAAGCCGCAUAUUUCAAUAUGGAUUUGGAGUUGGUGAAAGGGCUUUUGGAAACCGUCCGAAAUGCAAUGGUUUCAUAUAAGCGGCACGACGACGUAGCGGUGCCAAUUAUUGAUCCGGACAAAAGCAACUACGAAGCGGCUGCCUGGUGCGAAAGCUUCGAUAAGUUAGGAGAAGAGUUUAAAUGGAGCAGCUUUGAGAAUGUUGCAAAAGCCGCAUAUUUCAAUAUGGAUGUGGAGUUGGUGAAAGGGCUUUUGGAAACCAUCCGAAAUGCAAUGGUUUCAAAUAAGCAGCACGACGACGAAGCGGUACCAAUUAUUGAUCCGGACAAAAGCAACUACGAAGCAGCUGCCUGGUGCGAAAGCUUCGAUAAGUUAGGAGAAGAGUUUAAAUGGAGCAGCUUUGAGAAGCUUGCAAAAGCCGCAUAUUUCAAUAUAGAUGUGGAGUUGGUGAAAGGGCUUUUGGAAACCGUCCGAAAUGCAAUGGUUUCAUAUAAGCGGCACAACAACGUAGCGGUGCCAAUUAUUGAUCCGGACAAGCAACUACGAAGAAGCUGCCUGGUGCGAAAGCUUCGAUAA
Parnassius apollo (apollo) is the source of this 1176-nucleotide messenger RNA. The record is from the annotation of a GenBank genome assembly. Lineage: Eukaryota; Metazoa; Arthropoda; Insecta; Lepidoptera; Papilionidae.